Molecule: messenger RNA, 432 nt
Organism: Macrosiphum euphorbiae (potato aphid)
Lineage: Eukaryota; Metazoa; Arthropoda; Insecta; Hemiptera; Aphididae
Source: the annotation of a GenBank genome assembly
AUGACAGACUACGCACAAGAAUUUACCGAAAUGACAGAGGUCGCAAAAACUAUGAUACCGCUGAUGAGGGAUAUGGAUGACAGAUCCAUCACCGAAAAGUGGAUAAACAGAGCGAAGGCUCUGCAGAGCAGGGACGUGAACGUGUUGAAACACCGGAACAAUUUCAUGAAAUAUUUCAUGGGAGUCGUCAGGCGGACGAUCGCCGAGACCGGACAAAAUCCUACUUGCUGCAAUUGGGGAAAACCCGAGCCAGGACCUUUCGAUAAGCCAAUGCCUCCCCCUAAACCUCUUCCAUAUCAAUGCCACUGGACACCGGACAAACGGACCUACGUGGCCAUUCAACCUUUGCCAAACAGAGGUGCUAUGGUCUACAUGGCUGUGGCAGAGAAACCGGAACUCGGUUGGGAUUUUCCCAAAAAAGAAAAGUUAUAG